AUGGACGACAUGACCAAGUCUCAACCGCGGAUGGAAGAGGUGACACCGCCAAACGAGGAUGAACAGCGCGUGGGAGAAGAACUGCACCGUCGAAUCGAGGCAUUUCAACGUCGGCAAGAAGAUGCAGGACGCCGACCUGAGGAUGAGCAACGCCUUCGUGAGGAUGAGAAACGCCUAUGCGAGGAUAUUAAACGCCAUAUCGAAGAACUGAAGCGCCGAACCGAAAAUGACAUACGCCGACGUGAGGAUAAAAAACGCCAACGUGAGAAUGAAAAACGCCAACGUGAGAAUGAAAAACGCCGACGUGAAGCUGCCGAAGCACUUAUUGCGCCUCAGAACCUUCAACAAUAUCUCGAGUCGUGUCACUCACUUCAUCUUUCGAUGGAGGUGGUAACAGAUCAACCCUCAAUUGUGCAAGAAGAAACCAUGACUCCCAUGGGUCGAAUUUUCCCUCGACAGAUUAUCCCCUGGGACGGUUUUGCAUUGAGACAGGAAGAGAUCUGGAACGACCUUUCAGCCAGCAACCUAUUUUCUCAGCCUGGAUUUCCAUCCAAGUCGCAGUUGGAAUAUGUGGAGUCCAAUCUACAUCCUGCUAGAACUGACUAUGGACUGCAAACCUUGCAGUACGAUGUCGUUGAGACCGCGGUUCGGAUAUUGAUGAAACGAGCGCUCACAGACCCGUUGCUGCGAAGUAGUCUCCGACUACAUGGCGAAUUGAGUUUUGGGAACGAUACAAAUCCCGAAACGGCCAGUGACCAUGUAUAUUUUCAUGCGGAGCAGAUGCCGCUGGCAAGAGACAACACCGAUACCACCACGAAAGUCCUCCUGCCAGCAUCAAGGGCUUAUCGCAAAGCCAGGGGCAAAGGUAAUCGCGCAACUCAAUUCUGUAUGUACAAGACUUCAGACCGCCGGAAUGUGCUUGCCGUCUUAUACAUAGCUCCGCAUAAGCUAAGGUUUGAUGAGAUCACCACCGCUCUUGAGACGGAACUUCAGCCGGAACAUGACGUGGUUAACAACGACUGCCAGGGCUCUACCUGCGUGGCUAGACGGCUUGUCGCCGCCGCCGUCACACAGCUCUUCUCCUAUAUGGUCGGCAAAGGCAUACAGUUUGGCUACAUAUGCACAGGUCCGGCAUACAUCUUCCUCCACAUCCCGGACGAUCCUUCUACGGCCUACUUCUCUUUGUCCGUACCAAAUCAGGAUGUAAAGGGCGAUGAGAACAAACUCUAUCGCAGUGCUGUGGCUCAGGUUUUUGCUUUCCUCCUCCAAGCUCUCCGCGCUGAAGCACCGCCGUUGGCCUGGCAUGAUGCAGCCGAGACGCUUGGUACCUGGGCUUUCGAGUACGAGGAUGUUCUGAGACAUAUUGUCAAGUCGGGACGCAGUCGCGAGGAGCAACACACCUCUGCCUGUAAGGCUCAUCGCUCGAAAGGAUUCGAUAGAUCGCCCAUUCGGACCCGUUCCCGCUGCCGCCAACUAGAUCCCCCAAUAGAACAGCUGGAGGGUGAUGAUGGGAAGCGCCCUUACCUGGCACCAAGUCCACCGCGCUGUCAUGGCAAAGCAUCCCAGUCAGUGGACACGAGCUCGGAUAGUGGGAAGUUGGACCAAGGACAGCACAGAGUCUUUCAUCAGGAAUCCAACCCAACGCAAAAGCCAACUAUAAAAAGUCAGCCAUUUUGCACUCAGAGUUGUCUGCUCGGAUUAGCUUAUGGCGAAUCGAUGGACAAGACUUGCCCCAAUGCAAGCUACCAUGGACAAACACACCUUGACCGACUUGAGUUUCUGCGGCUCGUCCGACACCAGCUUGCCACUGACCGCGGAAUUGAUGCGUAUUGCGCGCCGCUCCAUAAAUCCGGCGCUCGCGGGUCACUCUUCAAAGUGCGACUGGCGUCUCACGGCUACACUCUCGUCGCCAAGGGAGUAGAAAGCGUAGACAUUGCCCACUUGCAACACGAAAACAAAGUGUACAGCAGACUCGAAGACAUCCAAGGGAAGUAUAUCCCAGUAUGCCUGGGCACUAUCGAUCUGGUAUUGCCAUACUAUUACGACAGUGGCGUUUACGUACAAUUUUUGUUCCUCGGCUGGGCUGGACAACCGCUCUAUAACUGUGUCGAACCAGCCUUGAAGGACGACUUCACCAAUGCUGUAGCUGCCGCGUUCAAGGCAAUUCACAAGUUGGGCGUUCUUCACACUGACGCGGAAGUUCGCAAUAUUCUGUUCAACACAACUAGCCGUGAACUCAUGGUUGUGGAUUUCGAGCGUGCCAAGUUCCACAGUCCGAAGGGGGGGCGAGGGGAAUUACAGAAAGGGAAGAUGGAUGACUUUGAGCGUGAAUUGUCUGACGCCAUAUAUAGGACAUCAGGCUUGUGGGCCUAG
Pochonia chlamydosporia 170 is the source of this 2373-nucleotide messenger RNA. RefSeq names its product serine threonine protein kinase. Lineage: Eukaryota; Fungi; Ascomycota; Sordariomycetes; Hypocreales; Clavicipitaceae. Gene Ontology annotation, biological process: protein phosphorylation. The transcript has a single exon. The record is from RefSeq and is a predicted model, not a curated record. The coding region runs from base 1 to 2373 and encodes 790 amino acids. Gene Ontology annotation, molecular function: ATP binding; protein kinase activity.